AUGCAUCUCGUACCGAAGGAGCUCGACAAGAUCACCAUCUCGUCACUGGGCUUCCUUGCUCAGCGGCGACUGGCCCGCGGGGCCCUCAUCGCUUCCAACCUCCACGAACUGAUCCGCGAUGGCAACCACAGCGUCGCUGACCUCAUGUCGCUUGGCAGCACCAUGCUGGGCCGCCGCCAUGUCUUGCCCGAGGUCUGCACGACGCUGCACGACAUCCAGGUCGAGGGUACUUUCCCCGCAGGCACAUUCCUAGUGACGGUGCAGCACCCCAUCGCCACCGACGACGGCGACCUCGCCCGCGCCCUCUACGGCAGUUUCAUCCCCGUGCCCGAGAACGCCGAAGAGCUGUUCCCUAAGUACCCCGACGAGGAGUACACCUACGAGAAGCAGCCCGGCGCCAUCCUCGUCGUCAAGGACUCGGUCAUCAAGCUUAACGAGGGCAAGAAGCGCAUCAAGCUCCAGGUCACCAGCAGGGGCGACCGCCCCAUCCAGGUCGGAAGUCACUACCACUUCAUCGAGGUCAACCCGUGCCUCGAGUUUGACCGCCUGCGGUCGUACGGGUACCGGCUGGAUCAGGCGUCGGGCAGCUCGAUCCGCUUUGAGCCGGGGGACACCAAGACGGUGACGCUGGUGGAGAUUGGCGGGCUGAAGGUCAUCAGGGGCGGGAACGCAAUGGCGUCCGGGAGGGUGGACUUUGGGAACCUUAAAGAUAUUCAAGACAGGCUGGCCGAGGCCGGGUUCGCCCACGUGCCCGACCCGGCGGGGGAUAUGUCUCUGACGUCCGAGACCGGUAACUUGUUUCACAAUAUCGAGGGCGCCACCAUCGAUAGGAAUACGUACGCGACCAUGUUUGGCCCGACAACCGGGGAUUUGGUGAAGCUGGGGAAGACGGACCUGUGGAUCAGGGUCGAGAAAGACUUCACCGUCUACGGAGACGAGUGUAAGUUUGGCGGUGGUAAGACGUUGCGUGACGGCAUGGGUGCCGCGACGGGGCGCACCAGCGCUGAGAGCCUGGAUUUGGUUGUGACUAACGCGCUCAUCGUCGACUGGACCGGUAUCUUCAAGGCUGACAUCGGCGUCAAGGAUGGGUAUAUCGUGAACAUUGGCAAGGCCGGGAACCCGGAUGUGAUGGACGGCGUGACGCCCGGUAUGAUUGUGGGCAGCUGCACCGAUGUGAUUGCCGGCGAGGCAGGCCGACGAGUCUAUUGCGUCUGGCAUUACCACCAUGGUGGGCGCAGCGCUACCACCUGCACCCCCGGGCCAUAUUUCAUUCGUGAGAUCCUCCGCGGGGCUGACAGGCUGCCCGUCAAUAUCGGCAUCACAGCCAAGGGUAACGACAGCGACCCCGUCGCCCUCCACGAGAUGGUUAAGGCGGGUGCCUGCGGCCUCAAGCUGCACGAAGACUGGGGGUGCCACCCGGCGGCCAUCGACACCUGCCUCACCGUGUGCGAUGAGCUUGAUGUGCAAUGCAUGAUCCACACGGACACGCUCAACGAGUCGGGAUACGUUGAGCAGACCUUGAAGGCUGUUAACGGCCGCACCCUUCACGCCUACCACACCGAAGGCGCCGGCGGCGGCCACGCGCCCGACAUCAUCCGGAUCGCCGAGUACCCCAACAUCCUGCCCUCGUCCACAAACCCGACCCGCCCCUACACCCGCAACACGCUCGAGGAGCAUCUCGACAUGUUGAUGGUCUGCCACCACCUGACCAAGGACAUCCCUGAGGACGUCGCCUUUGCCGAAAGCCGCAUCCGCGCUGAAACCAUCGCGGCCGAGGGACGUGCUGCACGACCUGGGCGCCAUCAGCAUGAUGAGCAGCGACAGCCAGGCCAUGGGCCGCUGCGGCGAGGUGGUCCUGCGAACGUGGCACACGGCGCACAAGAACAAGGUCCAGCGCGGCCUGCUGCCCGAGGACGAGGGCACGGGUGUCGACAACUUCCGCGUCAAGCGAAGGUAAGCCCCUUUCCUUCUUCUUCAAACCUCCACAAACCCCCCCCUGUUUCAAACGAACCCCCCACUAACCAAACUCCCACACCCACCCAACAGGGCGACGCCAACGCCUCAAUCCCUUCCAUCGAACCGCUCAUCAUGCGGCCCAUGUUCGCGCCCUCCAUCCCGCAGACCAGCGUGGCGUUUGUGUCGCAGGCGGGCAUCGACAGCGGCGUCGUCGGCACCUACGGCCUCAAGAAACGCAUCGUCCCCGUCCGCAACUGCCGCAACGUCGGCAAGAAGGACCUCAAGUUCAACGACGCCACCCCGCGCAUGUCGGUCGAUCCCGAGAGUUAUGUCGUCCAGGCGGAUGGCGUGGUCAUGGACUCGGAGCCGAUGGCUGAGUUGCCGUUGGCGCAGACGGCUUAUUUUUACUGA
Molecule: messenger RNA, 2367 nt
Organism: Chaetomium globosum CBS 148.51
Lineage: Eukaryota; Fungi; Ascomycota; Sordariomycetes; Sordariales; Chaetomiaceae
Exons: 6
Coding region: 1-2367 (788 amino acids)
Biological process (GO): urea catabolic process
Cellular component (GO): urease complex
Molecular function (GO): nickel cation binding; urease activity
Source: RefSeq, a predicted model, not a curated record